AUGGGGCUCAUUCCUCACAACGGCCUUUCCAGGCCCAGUUUUUCCCUUCCGGCGGCCUCUCCGGGCCCAGAAGCUCCUCAAUGCCUGCCCAGCUCCUGGUGGCCUUGGUCGGCCCACAGCUUCCUCAAGCCAAGCUCCCCAGGCCCAGCUCAGGCCUCACGGUGGCCUCUCCAGGCUCAGCUCCUGCCCUCCGAUGGCAUCUCCAGGCCCCAAACAGCCUCCGGUCGGUGGGCUCCUCCAGGCCCAGCUUGGGCCUCCCGGCGGCCUCUGCAGGCCCAAGUGGUCCUGAAGUCAGCCUCUCCAGGCCCAGCUCCGGCCUCCCAGCAAGCAAGCUCUUUUGGCUCAGCUCCUGCCCAGCUCCCGCCGGCUUUUGUAGACCCUGAACUUUCUCCAGCGAAGCACCUCAGGCCCACCUCCUGCCUCCCGGUGGCCUGUACAGGCCCAGCUCUGGCUGGAGAACAGCCUCUGCAGGCCCCGCUCUUGACUCCCAGGGGCGUUUCCAGGCCCAGCUCUCGCCUCACGGCGGCCUCCCGGGACCAAGUCCCUGCCUGCCUCCCGGCAGCCUGUGUGCGGCCCAGCUCCUCCAUCACAGUGGCCUGUUGAUGCCCAACUCAUGCCUCUGGCACCCAUUCCAGAGGCGUGAGCCCCUGCCUCACACUGGCCUCUCUCAUGCUGAGAGAAGUCCUCCCUCACGCUGGCCUGUUGAGGCCCAGCUCAUGCCUCUGUUGGCUUCUCCAGGCCCAGCCCCUGCCUGUUGGCGGCCUCUAG
Molecule: messenger RNA, 768 nt
Organism: Pan troglodytes (chimpanzee)
Lineage: Eukaryota; Metazoa; Chordata; Mammalia; Primates; Hominidae
Exons: 2
Source: RefSeq, a predicted model, not a curated record